Molecule: messenger RNA, 2149 nt
Organism: Paramecium sonneborni
Lineage: Eukaryota; Ciliophora; Oligohymenophorea; Peniculida; Parameciidae
Source: the annotation of a GenBank genome assembly
AUGGCAUCAUUAUUUCCAAAUUACAAAGAUUACGAUCCUCAAUACUAAAGGUAUUAUCAAAAACUUACUAAAGAGCCUUAUUUCUUAGAUGAAAUCACUAUGGAAGAAGCCUAAUCUUACUUUUAUGUAUUUACUUUUAAUACAUAAUUUAGAAUAACAUCAUCUGUACUAAUAUUAUUAAUUAUACCUUUAAAUACAUCCUUAGUCAAAUACAUAAGAACAUAACACUAGAAACUUAUUUAGUCCUUCAUACUAUUUAAUUCUAAUAAAUUAGAACAAGAAUUCCGCAAUAUGCUAUUAUUAUUACUUUUGAUGGAAUCAAAUAUGCUGGAAUGCUUUGGGACACACUCAAUCAAAUUAUAUUUCUCAUCAAUCGAAAUUCUUAAAUUGAAUCUGCCUUUACAGAUUAAUCAAUCUAUCAUAUUUAAUCGUAUUCUAAAGAUUUACUCUCAGAAAUUGCUGCACUUUUUAUAAGGUUCUUAAAUAAUCAAGAUAAACAUUCAACAUAAAUUUAGUUCAAUUUUCAAUAAUUCACUAAUGAAUCUCUUAUUAAAUGGGCUAUGCUUAAAUAAUAUCGAAACAAAUAAAUGAAACUUAACGGUGAAUCCUAUUCCAAAAUUUUUGAUGAUGAUUUCUUAAAGGAUAUUAACCAAUCACCAUCAAAUUCAAGUUAAUAAACUCUUUUAGAACUUUAAAAAGUUAUUAAUAAUCAGUCUAAGUCCUUUUCACAAUUCUCUUAACCAAAUCAACUAACAUAAAACUAAAACAAAUAAACCACUUAAAGAUUAAGAUAGAGAUCCUUAUUCAAAAUUUCAAAUAAGAAUGAUUUGAGUUAAGAAUAAGUAUCAACAAAACAAUUAGAACCAAAAUAAAAUGAUUCAAAUUUAAAAUAAAAUUAAUUACCCUAAUUAAACAAAUAUCCGAAAUAAAAUUAAAACCCUUAAAUUAUUUUAUAAGUUCCCUAAAAUCAUCAGAUUGAUUCUCUCAAUGAAUCUAUCUCUGUAUCAGAUUUUCUAAACUAUAUGAAUAACUUCAAAUAACACAUUCUUACUUAAGAUCUUAAAGAUUAAUCAAAUCCGACUACUUAUCCAUUUUUUAAUCCUGAACAAGUUUUAAAAUUAAAAUUGGAUGAUAUGGAAACCUUAUUAUAAGAUUAAGUGAGAUACAAAAAAAAUACAAUCAUGAAACCAACUUAAAAAUUGUUGCAUCUUCUAAAAUACUAUUCAAAACACAAUCCAUAUCAAUAUCAAAUUAUAGUAAAUAAAUAUUCUGAUUUUAUUCAUGAAAGAGUACUAUAUAUAAUAAUUAUUUAAGUUAUUAGAGAGAAUGGGAUUGCCUUAAACUGUAAAAAAUGUGGAGAAAGACCUUUUUUCAUUUUCAUCCAUACCUUAAUCGAAAAAGAGAGAAAUCGAUCAAAAAAUAAUUUAAGACUAAGUUAUUAAUCUAAGAUUUAAUUAAGAAAUCAACAUGUACGAAUAUAAUCAGUUGAAAGAUUAAUUAAUUCUAUCUUAAAAUCUAAUGGAUGUUUAUUUUAACUAUUUGUAGGAAACAUUUUAGAGAGUCCUUAUCCUCCCUUUUGGAUUUUAUUAGAUUUUGAGUGAAAAUUUUUUAAAGUAAAGAGCAAUAAAUUAUAUAUAUAUAGGGCAAAGAGCUAUACAGAUUAAUAUUAAGGAAGUGGAAAGACAAUCUUUGAUUAAUUUGAUUAGAUUAUAAUUCCAAUAAAAUUGACAAAACAUGAAUAUGUAGGAGUGUAUAUAGAUUUUAAUUAUAGAAUAAUGUAUUUCAUUAACACAUUAGCAAGAAGUGAUAGUAGAAAAUAAAUUUAUAAUUUUAGGAAAGUUUCCAUUUCGUGUAGAAAUAUUAGAUAUGCCCAUAAUGUAAAAUAUAGUUAGAUUUAUAAAGAAUGAAUAUAAUACUAAAAUCAUGAAAUCGUUUAAUAUUUUAUAAUGGAGUAAUUUUAGUUUGAUAACAUUUGUAAGAAUUUGUGGAGUUUCAGAAUGAAUAUGCCCAAAAUAUUACUCAUAGUGGUUUAGUACUAGUUUAUAUAAUUGAUUCAAUUUGCAAUCAUGAAAAUGUAUUGGGAAGCAUUGAAAGAUUGAAAAUGUUUAAGAAUAAAAUUUUGGCUUAGAUUGAAAAAUUAAAAAUUGAG